Molecule: messenger RNA, 1124 nt
Organism: Labrus bergylta (ballan wrasse)
Lineage: Eukaryota; Metazoa; Chordata; Actinopteri; Labriformes; Labridae
Source: RefSeq, a predicted model, not a curated record
UGUUCUUAUUUAAGUAGGGAGGAAAAUGGUGGAGAGGAAAGUCGGACGGCUGCAGUAGAAAGAAGAACAAGAAACAGAUUCAUUUCUGCCUCCUGACUCUUUGUGUGAACCAUACCGGGGCAUUAGAGCGUCAGCAGCAGUGAUGGCAGACUCAGAAAAGAUCAAGCAAACUGCAGUGAAGGUGCUAAGCUGCGUGGAGAAAGUGUCCUCCUUCGCCUCCUCCAUCGAUCCCAUCUUCGGCAUUGUCGCCUCCUUGGUCGGGGUGGCCCGCAAAGGACUGGUGGACGAAGAGAGCCACGCUCUGGAAAAGGACUUCCAGGAAAUUAACUCUAAACUGGAGACCAUCUCCCAAAAGAAUCAGCAAUGCCUGAGGAAGAUCCGCAUUGACGAGGUGAACGAGACCUACGGGAAGUACGAGGAGUACAUCAAGCACCAGUACACCGCCUUCAACAACAUGGUGGCUCAGGUGAAGAAAGAUCCAGAGAACACAGAGCGCUACUUUGAGAUCUAUGAGAAGAUCUACCAGAGGGAUAAGAGUGAUCUGAGUCUGGAUGUGUACUACCGUGGAGUCAUGGGCACCAACCUGCUGUUUGGGAGAACCCUGCUGAAGGUGUACAUGGACAACUGCGACGGCGACUUUGAGAUCAUGGAACGGCGCUGCUCACACAUCGCCCACCUGUUCCACAUAGGCCUCAUCGCCCUGAUGGCCUACACGGCUGUUACCGAGGACGAUGAAGAAGAGGUGCGGGAGAAGUGGGCCAAGAGGGUAGUGGACAUCCAGGACAAGAUGCAGGAGGUGCUGAGUCAGUGCAAACCAAAACCAGAGUCCUCCUGAAGACGGAGCAGCAGAGAGAGCAUCUCCUCUGAACUGUCAGCUGUGGACCAAUCACAAAACUAUAAAUUAUCUUAUAAUAUAUAUCAAUCCAAAGCCAUGUUUUCUUUUGUAAAGCUGCCUGUGAUGCUGUUAUAGCAGCAUUUUAGUUCUCAUAUGAACAUGUUUUGUUGUUUUUUGUUUAAGAGAGCACUAUCUGUUGCAGCUAUAUUGUGUAACUGUAAAUGCAUAAUUGAGGUAAAGUUUUAUACACAGAAGAAUUAAAAAUGUACAAAUGUACAAGUAAAUUGUU